CUCCAGUCGAUUCCAUUCCCGGUCAUGGCUGUGGACCGUCGCAAGGUCGCUGUAUUCAGCGCGGCCUUUAUUCUUCGCCUGGUUCUUGUUUGUCUCUUUCCUUCCCUGCCCGACUUGUUGACCGGCCGAGUUGAGGUUUCGACCCCGGUCAAUAGCUUCAAGCGACUGCAGGAAGGCUUGUUUCUCUACACUCGAAAUGUAUCGCCAUACGACGGUGGUGUCUUUCACCAGGCGCCACUCCUACUCCCUCUUUUCGCUCUUCUCCCCGAUGUGAAAGGCAAUCCGGUCCCUACUGCCGUCUUCUAUUUCCUCGUUGAUCUAGUUAAUGCGCACGCCCUGGCUACCAUCUCGGAAUCGGGACAGUCCGUUCAGAGCCGACUCCACUCGACCAUUCGGAAGCAUAUUCGGUGGGAUGGGGCUUCUGUUGCCGCUUGGUUCCUGUUCAACCCUUUCACGAUCGCAACAUGUCUGGCACGGUCAACGAGCGUGUUUACCACAACCGGAAUCCUUUUCGCAGUGUCAAAUGCUGUUAGUGGGAAUAGUGUCAAUGCGAUGCUGGCUCUUGGACUCGCGUCCUACCUAUCCCUUUACCCAGCCCUGUUAUUCAUCCCGCUAGUACUACUUUGCUACGAUCAACGGGCCCAGAAGCUACCCAACACUGUGAGUUUUAUCAUGCAGAAUGCCUCCAUACUUUUAAGCAGCAUUGCAGGACUACUGGGCUUGUCGUAUCUCAUCACCGGAAAUUUCUGGGAGUUCAUGUCUGCGACAUAUGGCUUCCACCUUCUGGUCCCGGACCUGACCCCCAAUGUGGGUCUCUGGUGGUACUUCUUCAUCGAGAUGUUCGACUCCUUCCGCGAAUUCUUCCUCGGUGUCUUUUGGCUUCAUCUGGCAAGUUACGUCGGAGGGCUCACCAUUCGGCUGCGGCGACAGCCUCUGUUUGUCAUUACCUCGCUUUUGGGCGUCUUUGCCAUCUUCAAGCCAUACCCCAGCAUCUCCGACGCGUCGCUGUACUUUGCGUUCCUACCUCUGUAUCGGCAUACCUUCCCCUUCAUGCGAUACACCUUCUUUGCCAUUUCGGCAAUUCUAUACGCCAGUCUUCUCGGUCCUGCAUUUUACCACCUAUGGAUCUACGCCGGGUCCGGUAACGCCAACUUCUUCUACGCCAUCACACUCGUCUGGAGUCUGGGCCUCUCAAUCCUGCUAGCCGACAGCAUCUUCGCCGUCCUUCGCGACGAGUGGGAACAAGACCAUCCAGAAGCCCGAGGCUCCGAGGUGAAACAAGUCUAA
Molecule: messenger RNA, 1287 nt
Organism: Penicillium cinerascens
Lineage: Eukaryota; Fungi; Ascomycota; Eurotiomycetes; Eurotiales; Aspergillaceae
Product: GPI-anchored transamidase subunit GAB1
Exons: 5
Coding region: 25-1287 (420 amino acids)
Biological process (GO): attachment of GPI anchor to protein; protein localization to cell surface
Cellular component (GO): GPI-anchor transamidase complex; membrane
Source: RefSeq, a predicted model, not a curated record